AUGAGUGAACACAAGGCCCGAAGAAAUUCAUUCUUCUUCUUCUCAAGUAGCAGCAAGAAUGAACCCAAGCGAGGAAUACAAGUUGGUUCUCUGAAACCCUUGGACAAAUAUCCCCUCAAGCAUUCGCAACCAAAACCGCAUUCUGAAACUGAGACGAUCAUUCAGAAACCUCUUGUGAGUUCAGGCACGCGGAGUGACAAGAAAGGGGAGACUGAUAGACAACCUUCCAUACCUUCAAGUGGUUACCGGCCUGCCAGAUCUUCGAAAAUGCCCUUAGAUGCCGAGAAUCAGCUCUCGAACAUGAGAAGACCGCCUCCGCCUCCUGUGGAUCUCAAGAACACCGAACCACAAUCUAAUAAAGGCACUAACACCGCAGAGGGCAAAGCUGCAAAAACCUUAAGAUCAGAAGAACCGUAUAAUGAAGACGAUAUAAGCUAUCAAGGUCACAAAAGGAACAAGUCGGAACUGGACCAAUUGAUGGAUGAGCUUGAUCAUUUCGAGGCACAAAGGCGUCGCAACAUGGAGGACGACAACUCCUUUGAAGCAGAUGCUAUAAACCACGAUAUCCAAACACGUAACUACGCAGCCAGUGACUUAGAUACUGAUCUUGAGAGCCCUAUAAUUGAUGUUAAAUCCUUAAAACUUACCGACUCUCGGCCACAUAGCAUAAGAUCCACAAGGUCAGACCAUUCACUUAUGCAACCUAAUGAAACCAAUAAACCUCAUCUUGAGUCUUCUGGUGACGACCAGUUUUCAUUUGCAGACUCACAAGCAGAGUCAGUGAGAGAAGUUGAUUAUGUCCCAUUUGUUAACGACGAAAGUGAAGAGCAAAUGUACCCUUCUUUUGGUUAUUCGCAAGACAGCCAGUCAUCAGAUGCAGCCAGGUCCCAGCGGGUACGAGAUUACUAUCGUAAGCUGAGUGAAAAGAAAACGCAAUCGUCGUUUGACGACGACCACUCCAUAGGUGAAAAACCAAGGCAAUUGAGGGUCGUCAAUGACCACAAGCCCAACUUUCUUAUGCACGAUGAGAGCAGUAAUACUGAAGAAGAGAGUAUUUGCUAUAGCGCAGAGGAAAUUUCACCACUGCCUCUAAAGGAUGCUUCCACAGCGCCCGCUGCGGUGCCCGCAUCAACUGCUUUUUCGGAUCCAGCGAUUGGAACCUUUGAAGCCAAGCUCAGUCCGAAUGAAAGCCGACCCGCUUCGACACCUAGAUCAAAUUCAGGGGACGACAUAAAUCUUGGUUCCGCAGAGAGUGCGAGUUCUACUCCCACUCGUACUCAUAACGACAAUUCAGCUGCUUUUAACUCUGGAACGCCAACUCGUACAGGCACCGAGAAAUCGGUGAGGCUAGUGUCUAGCUAUGUCGAGGAAUUGCGUCUCAAAUACUUCCCAACCUCUAACACACUCCAGCCACCUCCAGAUUUACCAUUCUCCCUUAAGACCAAAAACAAUCUAGAGCAGCCUCAAAAUAUUAAAGUGAGAAUAAGAACUAGCUCCAGGCAGAUUGGUAUUAAGCAUGGAAAAGCAAAGCAGAAGUUAUUAUCUCUUGAAACUGCUAAGGAGGAGGAUAGUUCUGUCCAUGGCGGUCUGCUCGCAGAUGAUGAUCAACAAAUUUCUACAAAAGUGGACCACACUCGGGAGUUUCGGAACUUACUCGGAAAGAACAAUGGCGAGCCAAAUCAGCAAGGCCAUGUUGGCGCCAGCUCCGAAAGCGACGACGAGGAAUUAUAUCUACAAAACAUUCCUGGUGAUGAGGCUUACGACAGCGAUGAUGUAAUGGCCCCGCUGCGCGAAAAGCGAGGUCAUUCUGGCAUUACGUUUGACGAGGAUGCGCAAGCGACCGGGCUGAACAGUGGCAAUAAUGGGCGUGUCGGUCGAAGCGAUACUGUAACUAGCUACUUCACAAGGAAGACUAACCGGCGAAGAACAGGGACACUUGAUAUGGACUAUAAUUAUAUUCCUCCCAUCAAAAACCCUUCAGAAACUGAGGGGGCCCUUUCGCGACAAUACGCUGAACACAAUUCUGAUGACGGCUCCUCCGAUGAUGCGCUCUCCGUUCAAACCAGCAACUCAGCAUAUUACAAGCACGUUUACAACGGAGGUCUGCACAUAACCAAUAAAGAUCCAGAACUUGAUUGA
This is a messenger RNA of Lachancea thermotolerans CBS 6340, 2139 nucleotides long. RefSeq lists its product as uncharacterized. The coding region runs from base 1 to 2139 and encodes 712 amino acids. The transcript has a single exon. NCBI's taxonomy places the organism in Eukaryota, Fungi, Ascomycota, Saccharomycetes, Saccharomycetales, Saccharomycetaceae. The record is from RefSeq and is a predicted model, not a curated record.